Molecule: messenger RNA, 985 nt
Organism: Panicum hallii
Lineage: Eukaryota; Viridiplantae; Streptophyta; Magnoliopsida; Poales; Poaceae
Product: protein MET1, chloroplastic
Exons: 6
Coding region: 57-845 (262 amino acids)
Molecular function (GO): iron ion binding; protein binding
Source: RefSeq, a predicted model, not a curated record
CUGACCUCCAACCUAAUGGCAGCCAUCCCCUGCCGCCAUCCUCGCAGCCCCACACCAUGGCUGCCACGCUCUCCUCCGUGGCUGCCCCUUCCCUCCCCAACCGCAGCUCCAUUGUCAGAGCUCAGCGGCAGGCACCUCCUUCCGUCAUCUCGGCAUCAACUAAGACCGGUGGCUUCCAUGGGGUGUCGCUGGUGGACACGAGGUGGGCGGCCGGCCACCGGAAAGGCGGCGGGCGGAGGCGGCUGCUGCGGGUGAACGCGCGGUCGACCGCCGCCAAGAACAUCGAGGUGGAGGUCGACAAGCCGCUCGGACUGGCCCUGGGCCAGAAGCCCGGCGGUGGCGUCGUCAUCACUUCUGUGGAGUCUGGAGGAAAUGCAGCAAGAGCCGGUCUGAAAGUCGGUGACCAGGUGCUGUACACAAGCAGCUUCUUCGGAGAUGAGCUGUGGCCUGCAGACAAGCUGGGGUUCACCAAGACAGCCAUCCAAGCAAAGCCAGACUCUGUCUACUUUGUAGUGAGCAGGGGAGGCGCCGAUGUUGAUGUGAAGCGUCUACCGAAGAGGCCGGCACCGCCCCGGUUUGGACGGAAGUUGACUGAAUCACAAAAGGAGAGAGCAACUCACAUCUGCCUUGAUUGUGGAUACAUAUACUUCCUACCCAAGCCUUUUGAAGAACAGCCUGAUGACUACGGUUGCCCACAAUGCAAUGCGCCAAAGAAGCGAUUUGCCAGGUACGAUGCGGCCACGGGGAAGGCCAUCGGUGGUGCCCUGCCGCCUAUUGCAGUGAUCAUAAGUUUGGUAAUCGGCAUCGCUGGAGUAGGGGCUCUUCUUGUGUAUGGCCUGCAAUAGGCUGUUCAUUCUUCAGAACCAAAAUUUUUGCUGUGCACAUGAAGCUCAGCUGACUGCUGCUGUACUCCAUCUCACGAAACACCGAGUGAAACCAUAUAUCAAAGGGAAAGGAAAUAUACUAUGAAUGGGGUUAUUGGCUA